Molecule: messenger RNA, 504 nt
Organism: Camellia sinensis
Lineage: Eukaryota; Viridiplantae; Streptophyta; Magnoliopsida; Ericales; Theaceae
Source: RefSeq, a predicted model, not a curated record
CUCGUAGGGGUGAGUUUAGAUAAUUGGAAGCAUUUGAUCGAUGUGGCAUGGCAAGAUGCAUCUCACCAGAAACGGUCAAAAGCUGGCAAGAGUAAUAGGAGUCAAUUGCCGUACAAUCAUACCAAUGGGUCUCGCUCAUUUCCUAUCGCAAUGGCUGCUAUGGUAGCAAAAGAUGGAGAGUUGGAUUUCCCAAAGUUCUAUGAGGACAGCCACACUUCAAAGAAAACGAAUGACUGGAUCCAUCCGAAAUGCCGUGAGCUGCAUCAAGAGAUGGUCAAUGUACAAGCGGCUGCCAUCGAGUCGGGGACGCCAUUGACACAAGAGGAGAUUUCAAGGCAAGUGCUUGGACAGAAGAAAAGGUACUUGCUUGGAUUUGGGAGUGGCCCACAACCCCCUACCAAAGCUGCAUCACGAGCACACGAUAAGGACAUGGAGGCAAUGCGAGCUGAGGUGGAGGCACUUCGUGAGGAGCGGCAAAAAGAUCAUGACGAGUUUUGUCGCUGA